Molecule: messenger RNA, 324 nt
Organism: Prunus armeniaca (apricot)
Lineage: Eukaryota; Viridiplantae; Streptophyta; Magnoliopsida; Rosales; Rosaceae
Source: the annotation of a GenBank genome assembly
AUGGAUCAUUUGUCUUCAGCCAGAUCAUCCGCCUUCGGCCCUCCGCCUUCGGCCAUCAACCUCCUGCAUUCUUCCUCUUCAUCAACAAAACACAAAAAGAGGGGACUCUCCCUCACUUACAAAAGGAGACUCAUCUCCUUCAAGAAAGGAGAAAAUCAUUUGCCUCAGCCAGAUCCUCUGCCUUCGGCCCUCCGCCUUCGGCCAUCACCCUUAGCCUUCGGCCCUCAGCCUUCGGCCAUUAUCCUCCGGCAUUCUUCCUAUUUAUUUUAUUGUGAUACGGCUGUAGUGGAAGAGAAAUUACAGCUUCAGAGGAGAUUGACUUGA